AUGGAUGCUGCAACUCCAUUGUCGUGUGCGGGAAUCACUGUAUUCACGCCUUUAAGGGACCAUGACUUGAUUGGAUCUCCAAGAAAAAAGGUAGGUGUUGUUGGACUCGGCGGCCUAGGGCACGCGACUAUAAAAUUUGGGAAGGUAUUCGGCCAUCAUGUUACUGUCAUUAGUACCUCUCCUUCCAAAGAGAAAGAAGCUAGAGACCGAUUAUGUGCUGACGACUUCAUCGUGAGAUCCAAUCUCAAACAAAUGGAGGUGAGAAAGCUUAGCCUCGACUUUAUACUGGAUACGGUGUCGGACGAUCACUCUCUCGGCCCAAUCUUGGAGUUACUGAAAGUCAACGGGACGAUGGUCAUCGUUAGGGCUUCAAGCAAAAGCAAGUCCCUUGCAGUCCGGGAUUUUCCUGGGAGAACCGGUAAGAGAUUGAGAUUACCCAGCCCACAAACUCAAUUAUCCUAG
This is a messenger RNA of Linum tenue, 462 nucleotides long. Lineage: Eukaryota; Viridiplantae; Streptophyta; Magnoliopsida; Malpighiales; Linaceae. The record is from the annotation of a GenBank genome assembly.